AUGCUUCAACCAGCUAGAAUUAUUCUUCUGAAAGAAGGCACUGACUCAUCACAGGGGGUUCCACAGAUAAUAAGCAAUAUAACUGCAUGUGAAGCAGUUUCUGAUGCAGUCCGUUCCACACUGGGUCCUCGUGGGAUGGAUAAGCUUAUAAUAGAUGACAAAGGAAAGGCCACCAUAUCGAAUGAUGGAGCGACAAUCUUGAAGCUUCUAGAUAUCGUUCAUCCUGCCGCACGUACGUUAGUCGAUAUUGCGCGUGCCCAAGAUGCCGAAGUUGGAGAUGGAACAACAAGCGUUACACUUUUGGCUACUGAGUUUCUGAAGCAAGCUAAGCCAUUUCUUGAAGAAGGAGUUCAUCCAUCUGUUAUUGUUCGGGCAUUUCACCUUGGUGAGAAGAUGGCAUUAAAGCGAUUAGAAGCUAUAGCUUGUCGAAUUAAACAAGAGAAUCCUAGCGAACAACGUGCUCUAUUGGAAAAGUGUGCAUCAACUGCUUUAAGCUCUAAGUUAGUAGCUGGAUAUAAACGGUUUUUCUCCAAAUUGGUCGUUGAUGCUGUCAGCUUGCUGGAUUCAUACUUACCGUUGAAGAUGAUUGGAAUCAAAAAGGUUUCUGGUGGAGCAUUAGAAGAUUCACUUCUAAUUGCAGGUGUAGCAUUUAAAAAAACCUUCAGUUAUGCUGGUUUUGAAAUGCAACCCAAAUCUUACAAGUCACCGAAAAUUGCACUUUUAAAUAUUGAAUUAGAAUUAAAAGCUGAGAAAGAGAAUGCCGAAAUUCGUGUCACUUCGGUGGAGGAAUACCAGAAGGUAGUUGAUGCUGAGUGGCAAAUCCUUUAUGAAAAGCUAGAUAUUUUAUAUAAAAAAGGGGUUCAAAUUGUUUUAUCCAAGCUACCCAUUGGAGAUGUCGCUACUCAGUUUUUUGCUGAUCGUGAUAUGUUUUGUGCCGGUCGUGUACCUGAAGAUGAUCUAAAACGUACUCAAAUGGCUUGUGGUGGAAGCGUUCAAACAACUGUUCAUGGACUUUCAGAUAAUGCUCUCGGAACUUGUGAAUCCUUUGGGGAAAUUCAGAUUGGAUCAGAAAGAUUUAAUAUAUUUGAAGGCUGUCCGCAAGCCAAAACUUGCACAAUUAUUCUUCGUGGUGGAGCUGAACAAUUUAUGGAAGAAACUGAAAGGUCACUGCAUGAUGCUAUCAUGGUAGUUCGAAGAGCUGUUAAAAAUGAUGCAUUUGUUGCUGGUGGUGGAGCCGCCGAAAUGGAACUCAGUGGCUAUCUUCGCAAAGAAGCUCUUCAAAUUGGUGGGCGUGAACAACUGUUGAUAAGCGCUAUGGCUAGAGCUUUUGAAGUUAUCCCUAGACAAUUGUGCGAUAAUGCUGGAUUGGACUCAACUAUUAUUCUAAACCAACUGCGUCACAGUCAUGCAAAAGGCGAUAUUUGGUAUGGCGUUAACAUUGAAAAAGAGUGCGUAUGUGACAAUUUCGAAAGUGGCGUCUGGGAACCAGCACUUGUGAAAAGCAAUUCCAUAAUAUCGGCCACCGAAGCGGCUUGUCUUCUGUUAAGUGUAGACGAAACGAUCAAAAAUCCGGAAUCAAAGGGUGCUGAAGAUAAUACGCCUUUGUACCAAUUGGUCCAGUAUCAGAUUAUGUCAUCAUCAAAGUUUUCUAAUCGACUUCUUGACGAUUUACCAACGCAUCGAUUUUCUACAAAUGAUUUGAAUGUGUAUUUACAAGACAUCAUCGAUCAACUUUUAUAUAAAAGAGAAUCUAGAGAUCCAGUAAAUGUUAGACUAUUUCUAUCAAAAUAUUUUGAACAUGUUAUAAAUGGGACACAUACUAUUCAUAGAGAAUUUAAAUAUAUAUCAGCUAUUCCAUAUAAUCGUAUAACAUUUUUAAUCAAUUUAUGGAAUGCUUUCAUACCACUAAAAGAUAAAGAUUUUACCAUUGAAGAAUUUUACACAACUAUUCAAUUAUUUUGUUUCGAUUUUCCUAGUGGAAUACUCUCACAUUGUCAGAAAACUUUGAAUAUAUUACAUAACUCCAUAAUAGUUUACCCUCAUAAAGAUUUAUUUUGUGUAUUUCAAUUUCAUUUCUACUUCCAAGUUAUGUUUGAUCAAUUUGUAAAUGCUUUAAUUAAUGAACUUCCUAAAAAUGAUAUAUUUCACGAAAAAAAGUCAAUUGUGUUAACUAAUAAGCAAAAGGAUCAAUCUGAAUUGGUUGAUGAAUCAGACAUUUUCAGUGGAGAUGGUAAAUGUUCAUAUAAAUCAGUGGCAUCUGAAUGUUGUUUUAAGAUGAACAUGUUGAUUAACUUACCAAAUAAAUGUGUGAAUUCGAUGGAAUUUCUUAAUUUCACUCGUGGAUUGUAUACUGAAUCAACUUUCUUAUUACCGCCAAAAUUAGUGAUGUACAAAUGUGCUAAACCAUAUCUAUUUCAUUCAGAAUUUAAUCUCUAUGGUUUAUUCGCAUCCUUGGCAACAGAUCACUUAUUAAUAAAAGAAAUGGGGUUUCCUCAAGUCCAUGGUUCAUAA
Messenger RNA from Schistosoma rodhaini, 2511 nucleotides. Lineage: Eukaryota; Metazoa; Platyhelminthes; Trematoda; Strigeidida; Schistosomatidae. The record is from the annotation of a GenBank genome assembly.